Phalaenopsis equestris is the source of this 794-nucleotide messenger RNA. Its product is annotated as lipase-like. The transcript has a single exon. The annotation marks the transcript as partial. NCBI's taxonomy places the organism in Eukaryota, Viridiplantae, Streptophyta, Magnoliopsida, Asparagales, Orchidaceae. The record is from RefSeq and is a predicted model, not a curated record. Gene Ontology annotation, molecular function: triacylglycerol lipase activity. Gene Ontology annotation, biological process: lipid metabolic process.
UUAAAUCUUUGUAGUCUACUAUUCAUUCUUUUUCUUCCAGAAUUUUUGAAGGUGAAAGGAACCCAAGCCUUCAUCUGCUGCGACAAAGCCGACGACGCCAAUGUCAUCGUCCUCGCCUUCCGCGGCACGGAGGCCUUCAACGCCUUCGACUGGAUAACAGACGUGGAUCUCUCAUGGCUCAGCAUGGGGAAAUACGGCAAAGCCCACCUGGGCUUCAUGAGAGCUCUCGGCCUCCAAGACGAGAAGGACAUCGAAAAAGGUUUCCCCCGCGAGCACCCCGAGCUCGACGAAGGCAGGUUCAUCGCCUACUACGCCAUUCGGGAGACGCUGAGAGAGCUGCUGGAGAAGCACAAGCGAGCCAGAAUCAUCAUCACCGGCCACAGCCUCGGCGGCGCUCUGGCGAUACUGUUUCCGGCGAUAUUGGCCAUGCACGAGCAGCAGGAUAUCAUAGACAGAAUCCAUGGGGUCAUGACUUACGGCCAGCCGAGGGUUGGAGAUGCGGAGUUUGGCCGAAAUGUGUCGGCGGUGCUGAAGUCGAAGUAUCAUAGGAUGGUUUACAGGUAUGAUAUUGUGCCUAGGGUUCCGUUUGAUAAGCCGCCCGUGGCUCUGUUCAAGCAUUUUGGGACUUGCAUUUACUUCACCAGUUGGUAUGAGGGGAAGGUCAGUCUGCUGCUUCUUCUACUCUUUGGGGCUGUUUAAGUUGGAUGUAUAAAGUCGUGGAUUUGAUAAAUCUGAAUUUCAUCUCCGGAACUAGAAUUUUUCAAACAGUUUUAUCAGAUUUACAUGAUUUAAUA